AUGAUAAGCAGUCUUGUCAAAAGAAGACCUUAUAGUGCAAAGGGGAGGAUAACAUCAGACACAUCAGAAGUAGUAGGCAAACCAAGAUUGCCUUGGAGACCAUUCUCUGGACAUGCUGCCCUCAAUCGACCCACUUUCUUGGCGGACGAUAGUUAUCGGGAUAGUUAUAACACCAAUGUCAACAAGAACGUACAAUCAAUAAAUAUCAACACUGCUUCACGGGAACAAGGGCCUCUCAGUGACGUAACAGCGUUACCAAAAUUAUAUCAUAACAGGUCUUUACCUAAAAGUCUUUUGAGUCUGAGUCAGUGGCUUACAGAUGAUAUUCCUGAUGACUGGCCCUCUUGCUAUCAGCCGCAACAUAGUUUUGUGUUUCUUCCUUGUGUUAAUGCAGGAGAGUGUGAUGGUUUGCCUGGUGUUCCACCAGUUCAGCAACCCGAGGAUUCGCUGAUAUACAAUCCUGCACCGCAACUUAAAAAAUAUAAGCCUCCAAGACCAAGAUUUAAACACUUGUAUGAUGGUGAAGACAAAGAAAGAAAACAAUGUUGUCAUAAGGGUUCCAGGCUCAACCAGGUACCUUCACAUGCAGUUAGUGUGAUUGAUGAUAGAUAUAAGGGAAUGCGGACAGUAGAUAUCAUUAGACAAGAGAUUCGGGACCUUGAAAGACUUUUGGAGGGAAUUGGAAACCCAACAGGUUCGUCUGUAGUGGUUCGAUAUCAGCAUGAUAUCAAUCAUCUAAGGAACAUGCUUCAGACAACCCUUGAUGGAUAUGAAUUAGAUGAUAAUACCCCACAGUGUUUGACUCCAGUGGCUGUGUGUUUCCAAGAAGAUCUGAUUAGGUAUCCCGACCAACAUGAACAGAUUUUUAAAACUAUAAAACAACGCAGAGAUCAGUGUGUUCAAGAGCUAGCAGAUAUUGAGCAUGAGAUCAUGGAAAAUGAUACUUGA
Messenger RNA from Porites evermanni, 948 nucleotides. The record is from the annotation of a GenBank genome assembly. Lineage: Eukaryota; Metazoa; Cnidaria; Anthozoa; Scleractinia; Poritidae.